Messenger RNA from Paralichthys olivaceus (Japanese flounder), 2300 nucleotides. RefSeq names its product T-box transcription factor Ta (gene tbxta). Gene Ontology annotation, biological process: cell fate specification; positive regulation of DNA-templated transcription; mesoderm formation. The record is from RefSeq and is a predicted model, not a curated record. Gene Ontology annotation, cellular component: nucleus. Gene Ontology annotation, molecular function: DNA-binding transcription factor activity, RNA polymerase II-specific; RNA polymerase II cis-regulatory region sequence-specific DNA binding. NCBI's taxonomy places the organism in Eukaryota, Metazoa, Chordata, Actinopteri, Pleuronectiformes, Paralichthyidae.
GCCUGCACCUCUCAGCCAUCGGCCGUUAUCUGAGUCAGUGAGCGUAACCGAGCACUCAACGUCUUGGAUCUUAGUUUCAACUCUUGUUCUUGGAAAUAUGACUUCUUCCAACCCCGACCAGCGCCUGGAGCAUCUCCUCAGCGCCGUGGAGAACGAGUUCCAGAAGGGCAGCGAGAAGGGCGACGCAUCCGAGCGGGAUAUUAAACUGACGCUGGACGAUGCAGACUUGUGGAACAAGUUCAAAGAGUUGACCAACGAGAUGAUUGUCACCAAAACUGGGAGGAGGAUGUUCCCGGUGCUUAGGGCCAGCGUCAGCGGCCUGGACCCAAACGCCAUGUACUCGGUGCUGCUGGAUUUCGUGGCCGCGGACAACAACCGGUGGAAGUACGUUAACGGGGAGUGGGUCCCCGGUGGUAAACCCGAGCCCCAGAGCCCCAGCUGCGUCUACAUCCACCCGGACUCCCCCAACUUCGGCGCGCACUGGAUGAAAGCGCCAGUCUCCUUCAGCAAAGUCAAACUCUCCAACAAACUGAAUGGAGGCGGACAGAUCAUGCUGAAUUCUCUGCACAAGUAUGAGCCUAGGAUACACAUUGUGAAGGUUGGCGGGAUCCAGAAGAUGAUCAGCAGCCAGUCCUUCCCCGAAACGCAGUUCAUCGCCGUCACCGCUUACCAGAACGAAGAGAUCACUGCUCUGAAGAUCAAGCACAAUCCAUUUGCCAAGGCCUUCCUGGACGCCAAAGAGAGGAGCGACCACAAAGACAUCCCCGAUCACAGCGGAGACAGUCAACAGUCUGGAUACUCUCAGCUUGGAGGUUGGUUCCUCCCAGGCCAGAGUCCCAUCUGCCCAAGCAGCAGCCCCCCUCAGUUCAGCAGCACAGCAGCCCACUCCUCUGGCUCCUACUGCGAGCGCUACUCCAGCCUGAGGAGCCACAGAUCCGCCCCGUACCCCAGCCACUACCCGCACCGCACCUCCAGCACAAACAACUACAUGGACAACACCUCCGGUUCUCUGCCGAGUCACGACAGCUGGUCUGCUCUUCAGAUCCCCAACUCCACAGGCAUGGGAACUCUGUCCCACACCACUAACUCCACAUCCAAUUCCAGUCAGUACCCCAGUUUAUGGUCGGUGGCUGGCUCCACCCUCACCCCUUCAGGCUCGGCCUCAGGCUCCAUACCUGGAGGUCUGACCUCCCAGUUCCUGAGGGGCUCAUCCUACACAGGCCUGACCUCCGCGCUGCCCGUCUCCUCGCCUUCUUCCAUGUACGACCCCAGCCUGAGCGAGGUUGGCGUCGGGGAGGCCCAGUUUGAGAGCUCCAUUGCCAGGCUGACCGCGUCUUGGGCGCCUGUGGCUCAGAGCUACUGAGCUGCACAGAAUUCAACUCUGAAGGCGUGGCACUCAUCUCUGAAGGCCUGAGGCUUUAGGGGCAGGACUAAAGACAUAAAUCCACGUCAUGAAGAAGACGUGGAGACAUUAUAAGAUCUACAAGGAUAUGUUUGGCUCCUGUUUGUGGAAAAGCAUAGAUUAUUCAUUCCAGGUCCUCUAUUUAAAACUAUACAAAGUUAAGCUGGAGUCUAUGUUGAUGUGCAAAGACCGAACUUGACAAUCAUCUACUUCCAUGUUGGACAAUAAGCCUUAGAAUAGCUGCAUGGUCAGAACCCUUUCUUUGCUCUUAGUAAUUCCCAACAUGCUUAUUUCACAUUUAUAACAUGUUCAUUAGACCUUUUCACUCUUACUCCUCCACACAACCUGCCCGAAAUCAAAAUAUCACUGACACAAUUUCUGUAAUUAUAAAUGUUAAACAUAUAUGAUUUUUUUUAUUGUUCCGCUAACAUAAAUGUGUAUAUGUGUGUAUAUAGAAUAAAUUAACGUCCAGUUUUUUCCAUGUUAAUGUUGGAAGUUUUAUAUAUAUAAUCAUAUUCAUUCAUCGACCAAAGAAAACAAUUUAAGUGCAAACACAAAAUCUUCAAUCUUGAAUGAAAAGGAGCAGAAGAACAAUCUCAUAUAAUAUGCUCCUCUAUCAUAAGACAUUAAUUAACAAAGCAAAUAAUUCAAUAAAAUCAAAAAAUGAAAUAUCCGCAAGCCAACACAGCCCCUAACAUUAACUCCUAAGUUACAACUCAUUUGAACUUUUCCUUCCUCUGGUUGCAAUACACACGUUCCAAGAUUGGACUGAGAGUAACACGUGCCUUCUGUAUCCUGGCAGGGUUUUUGUCGACAAAAAGACUCCCCCUGCACAAACACAUGUACAUAAGCUAUGUAUUUGUAUUUGAACUCACUGUGAGUUUUAUUUAUGUUGUUU